CUUCCGCUUCCAGAAGCGCCAAACAAGAAAAGAGGUUGAAAGAUGAUGGUGUAACAGAAUACUGUGCAGAAAUUCUAGUUACACUUAGCUGAAUAAAAGAUAAUUUAUACCUGGUUAAUAAGCGCUUGAGGAUGAGCAAGUGGGGAGACCGGGUGAAGAAGAUUGAGCAGCUCGCUCAGUCUUUCCAGCAGCAUCCUCUGACGACGCGCUACAAACCUCGCCUGUGGCCGUGUGAGCCCUCUUCUGUAUGGAAACUCUUCCCUCGUCAAAGUAUGGCAAUCAGCUUUGCUCAGAGCUGCAAAGAGGGUGUACAUGUUUUUGCUCUUGAAAAGGAAGAGGCGGCUCAGGGUCAGCGGAUCUAUCUGGUUACCAGUUAUAGCGAACUGUGGCAUUACUACAAAGCGUACCCUCACUCCUUGAUGCAUUGUUAUGAGGUGAUACCAGAGGGGGCUGUCUGCAAGCUUUACUUCGACUUGGAGUUCCACAAGCCUUCAAAUGAAGGGGUUGAUGGGAAAUCAAUGGUCACUUUGUUUAUCCAGUUUGUCUGUGAUGAGUUGAUGGACGUUUACGGGAUUGACUGUUCUGUGAAAAACGUCCUGAACCUGGACUCCAGCACAGAGGAGAAAUUCAGUCGGCAUCUUAUCUUCGUGCUACAAAAUGCUGUUUUCAAAGACAACAUACAUGUCGGCAGGUUCGUCCACGGCAUUCUUCAAACUAUUCAGAGCAAAGUCAAAAAAGCAAGUGGAAAAGGGAUGAACGUCCUCACAGAAGACGAGGAAACCUGGAAGCCUGCAAAGGCUGAUGGAAUAUCUGAGAGUCCACAUAUGAAAAGGCGUAAAAAGGAGGAGAAAGACCUCAGCUUCCUCCUGAUAAAAAACAAGGACGGCCACAACGGUCUCUUCGUUGACGUUGGUGUUUACACCAAGAAUAGGAAUUUCCGACUGUACAAGUCUUCCAAAGUGGGGAAGAAUGCUGCGUUCACUUUGGCAGAAGACAACACAUUUAUUGCCAAAGCAGAGAAGGGAAUUUCUCCUGAACAAGGUGUCUUUCUGGCAUCCUUGGUGUGUAACGUGAGUUUCACAGGUCAGAGAAUACUUACAUGGGACAUCCCAGAAACGAAUGAGCCUGAUACCUCGGCAUCUUCUUGUCAACAGGAUUCAGCUUCACCUCAAGGCAUGUUUUCUGGCUGUCUAUCGUCCCCCCACCAAGAAGUGGACAACUUUGUGUUCACUCUGGUCAGAAAGGACGGAAUUCAAGGAAACAUAAGAAGAUGGAACUACUUUGCUGCAGAGCAACUUCUUGUCUAUGACAUUGCCAAAUACCGCUGGUGUGAACACGUGGGACGGUUCCAUAAAAGCAACAACAUCAUGAUUGUUGUGGAUUUUAAAGAGGAAGUCUGGUACCAGAAGUGUCAUGAUCCGGAGUGCAGGAACUUCAGGUCUUCAAGUUAUCCACUCCCACAGGAGAUCUGCGUGAGCUACAUCCUGAAACUGGAUGAGGAGGAUCAGAAGUACUUAAUGGACGACGCCGGCAACUUUGAACCCAGUCAGGGGACAAACGGAGCAGCGCAGCGCACACUGGAGCCUCCUGGUGGGUGGGGAGAUGAACGAGAAGACCGGGACUAUUUGGAGGGUCUGGAUGACUUUGAGCAAAACAGCGGGGAGAUCUCGGACCAGCUUCUGCUCACGUGUGCGGCAGACUUGGAUUCGUAGUAGAAGAUGAGGUUUGUUAUUUUGCUGUGUGGCUUCAAAGAUACAGAUAAGACUGUAGGAGCAAUUUUAAAUAUAAUUAUCUUUUUCAUUCUAAAUGCGAAAGGCUCACUUCUGG
This is a messenger RNA of Cololabis saira (Pacific saury), 1827 nucleotides long. It is a transcript of the gene primpol, whose product is annotated as primase and polymerase (DNA-directed). The transcript has 14 exons. The record is from RefSeq and is a predicted model, not a curated record. Gene Ontology annotation, biological process: error-prone translesion synthesis; replication fork processing; mitochondrial DNA replication. The coding region runs from base 132 to 1712 and encodes 526 amino acids. Gene Ontology annotation, molecular function: chromatin binding; DNA-directed DNA polymerase activity. Lineage: Eukaryota; Metazoa; Chordata; Actinopteri; Beloniformes; Belonidae. Gene Ontology annotation, cellular component: mitochondrial matrix; nucleus.